AUUCGUGAGAGUACGGUCACGCUGCACGAAAUCAACAAGUCAACAACCGCUAAAAAUUAUAAAAGAAACCAUUUUCAAACGAUUGCUGAAUAGUGCUCUCAAAAUGUCGAUGCAGAGACUGACAAACGUUAUCAGACUAACACCACGACUCUCCACCGUUGCCAUGCAACGCAACAACACGACAAACGCGUCACAUAGUGCCACAGUGCCGCACUUUAAUACGCUGGCCAUUACCUCGCCCAAACCCUUCGUCUUCCAUGUCGAACUCAAUCGUCCCAAGAAGCUGAAUGCCAUCAAUCGCGAGAUGUGGCUUGAGAUCAAAGACUGCUUCGAGGCAUUGGCCAUCAAUCCCGAUUGUCGUGCCAUAGUUCUCUCGGCGGCCGGCAAACAUUUCACUGCCGGCAUCGAUCUCUCCUCGAUGCUAAGCUUGGGGCAACAGCUGGCGGACAGCGAUGAUGUAGCACGCAAGGGAGUCGUGCUGGAGCGCACCAUCAAGCUGUAUCAGGACUCCAUAACAGCCGUCGAGCUGUGUCCCAAACCCGUGAUUAUGGCGGUGCACAUGGCUUGCAUUGGCGCUGGCGUCGAUCUGAUCACGGCUGCCGACAUUCGCUACAGCACUCAGGAUGCCUUCUUCCAGGUGAAGGAGGUGGACAUUGGCAUGGCCGCCGAUGUGGGCACCCUACAGCGUCUGCCCAAGGCCAUUGGUAGCCAGUCGCUGGCUCGCGAACUCUGCUUCACUGGACGUCGCUUCGAGGCCACCGAAGCCGAGCGCAGCGGCUUGGUGAGUCGCGUGUUUGCCGACAAGGAGGCGUUGCUUAAGGGCGCUCUGGCGGUGGCCGAAGAUAUUGCCAGCAAGAGUCCAAUUGCUGUGCAGGCGACCAAGGAGAACAUGGUCUAUUCGCUGGAGCACACGAAUCAACAGGGACUCGAUCAUAUUCGUGUCCUCAACAAGCUGUAUUUGCAGUCCGAGGACUUUGCUCAAGCUGUCGCCGCUCAACUCACCAAGGACGAGAAGCCCAUCUUUGCCAAGCUCUAAACUCGAAAUUCUAAGUUCUAUUGGAUUAACAAUUGUAUUGUAUCAUUUUUAAUUAUAUCAUCAUCACUCUCAA
This is a messenger RNA of Drosophila nasuta, 1109 nucleotides long. RefSeq names its product delta(3,5)-Delta(2,4)-dienoyl-CoA isomerase, mitochondrial. Lineage: Eukaryota; Metazoa; Arthropoda; Insecta; Diptera; Drosophilidae. Gene Ontology annotation, cellular component: mitochondrion. Gene Ontology annotation, molecular function: delta(3,5)-delta(2,4)-dienoyl-CoA isomerase activity. The transcript is spliced from 4 exons. The coding region runs from base 104 to 1036 and encodes 310 amino acids. The record is from RefSeq and is a predicted model, not a curated record.